Tricharina praecox is the source of this 1551-nucleotide messenger RNA. RefSeq lists its product as uncharacterized. NCBI's taxonomy places the organism in Eukaryota, Fungi, Ascomycota, Pezizomycetes, Pezizales, Pyronemataceae. Gene Ontology annotation, biological process: mitochondrial lysyl-tRNA aminoacylation. The annotation marks the transcript as partial. The transcript is spliced from 2 exons. Gene Ontology annotation, molecular function: tRNA binding; ATP binding; lysine-tRNA ligase activity. Gene Ontology annotation, cellular component: mitochondrion; cytoplasm. The record is from RefSeq and is a predicted model, not a curated record.
GGCCGAAUACGCUCGUACCGCGAUGUCUCGUCGAAGCUGAUAUUCUACGACAUUGUGCGGGACCAGCGCAAGAUCCAGUGCGUGGCGAGCCACGCGCGCGUCGGCGGCGAGCGCGAAGACUUCUACGACGGCAACACCUCGCUGCGCAUCGGCGACAUCGUCUCGAUCACCGGCUUCCCCGGCCGCAGCGACACCGGCGAGCUCUCCAUCUACGCCACGUCCCUCCCCCGCCUCCUCGCACCUUGCCUCCACCAGCUCCCGGACUCCCUCGAUAACCCCGAAAAACUCAAGCAGAACCGCCACCUCGACCUCCUCGUCCACCCGCAGCCCGCUCACACCCUCAAGCUCCGCUCCCGCAUCAUCCAGCAGGUGCGCAAGCACCUGACCUCGCAGGACUUCACCGAGGUCCAAACCCCGAUCUUAUCCUACUCGGCUGGCGGCGCGAUCGCCAAACCCUUCCUAACAACCGCGUCCUCCACACACCAACCCCUCGCCCUCCGCAUCGCGCCCGAACUCUGGCUAAAGCGCCUGCUAAUCGGCGGACUCGACCGCGUCUUCGAGCUCGGCCCGCAAUUCCGCAACGAAGGCGUGGACUCCACCCACAACCCCGAGUUCACGACCUGCGAGCUCUACAUCAGCUUCGGUCGUCUGGACGACGUGAUAACUUUGACGGAGGAGCUCCUCGCGUCGCUCGAGCGACUGACACGACAACUCACCGCUCCGGGCGCGGCUUGCGCCUCCCUCCCCCCCCUCGACCCCGACCUCGCAAACGCCUUCGCUAAGUCCUUCCCGCGGCUGGAAUUUAUCCCCACGCUUGAGACCGCGCUCGGAGAACCCCUGCCCGUCCUCGACGGGCGCGCGGAUAAGGCCGUCGCGGCGGACCUGCACGCGCUCGCGGCGCGCCAUGGCGUGCCCACCAACCCCACCGCCUCGCCGGCGAAGAUCCUCGAUAAGCUUGCAAGUGCGUUUAUCGAGCCGCUGUGCUAUAACCCCACGUGGAUCAUUCAUCAUCCCGAGUGCAUGGCGCCGCUCGCGAAGUCAAGGGUCAGGGGCGGAAGACGCGUCUCUGUCCGUGUCGAACUGUUUGUUAAGGAGUGGGAGCUGGUUAAUGCCUACGAGGAGGAGAAUUCGCCGUGGGAGCAGAGGCGGAAGCUCGUACGGCAGGCGGGGGAGGCAGGGGGUGUCAAGAAGGGCGCAGAGGGGGAGGACGUCAUGGACCUCGACGAGAAGUACUGCGAAGCGCUGGAGUGGGGACUACCGCCGACGGCGGGCUGGGGCAUGGGCAUCGACCGGCUCAUCAUGCUGUUUAGCGGGCAGGAGAAGAUUACGGACGUGAUGGCGUUCGGCGGGCUGCGGGGGGCGGCGCUGCAGGGGAGUAAGAAGCCGCUUGGCGGCGGCGGCGGCGGCGCGGGGAAGAGGAGGGAGCGGGAGCAGGAGAUGAAAAAGCGCAUGGCGGAACAGAAGGGAUUGGACACGCAGGACGGUGAUGAUGUGCUGCAGAUGGUUAGGGAGCUGGCGGAGAGUCUGAAGGACGGGAGGAGCGAGAAGUGA